AUGAAGGCCCUCGCUGUCGCCGCGCUGGCUGUCGGCGCCAGCGCGGCCGCCCGACAGAGAUAUGCCGCCGUCGACAUGUCGCCCGCCGCAGGAGCCCUGGUCCCGCGCUUCUUUAUCGAUGCCCCCAAGCUCGCGGCCCGUGACGGGGGGAUCUGCCGCGUCGACAUCGGCCACCCGGAAAUAUGCUGCGCGAACACAAACUACUGCUACGUCAAGCCGGACAACACGGCGUGGUGCUGUAGUAUUGGUUCCAAAUGCGACUCCAACUGCGAGGCGACGGCCUACCAGUGCCCGACCACGGUAACCCGUGCCGUGUCCGAGACCGUCAUGGGCGGCGCCGUCGUCUCGACCUCCCUGACCACCGCCGUCUCCUCCGCCUGCUGCGGCCGGGCGUGCCCCUCCAUCUCGGCCUUCCGCUGCGAGGCCCAGUUCGGCGGCGGCUGCUGCGCCUACGGCCAGACCUGCGUGUCGGGCGGCAGCUGCAUGAGCACCGUGCCCGCCACCACCUCGUCCACCGACGUCACGGGCCUGCUGACGCCCGCCGACCCCGGAUGCACGGCAACGACGCAGCACGCGUGCAACGACGGGAAGGGGGGCUGCUGCGAUAACCUCGAGCGCUGCACCAUCGUUAGCGGCACCGCGGCGUGCGCGGCGGGUAGCCCCACGGCCACGGACGUGCGGAUCGUCGACGGCGGAUCGGGCGGGCUGUCGGCCGGUGCGAAGGCUGGCAUCGGGGUCGGCGUGUCCGUUGUCGGGUUCGCACUGGCGGGGUUCCUCGCGUGGUUCUGUUUCAUCAAACGACGGAGACGAGGGACGACGACGGCAUCGAUGUCCCGGCGUAGUGGCGGUGGCGGCGGCGGCGGUAGCGAGAGACCGGGCCGGAGCGCGCGCGCCAUGUCGGAAAUCACGUCCGGAUCGCGGACUACGGCGCGGCGCGGCGCCACGCAGGAUUACUUCGGCCCAACGGCCGUGGCGGGGCCGUACACAGAGACGGAGACCGUGGUGUCCGACGAGGCGGCGGGCUCGCCGGGCAGGGGCGGGGGCAGGGGCGUUCCGCUGCAGGCGCACUCGCCAAGCGACGUCGUGGCGCCGGUGGAGAUCGACUCGGUAGGCGUCAAGGCGGGGGGAUACGGGCACAGCGUCGCGGCCGUGCCGGCGGCGGCGACCGAGGCGGAGGCGACGCCCCACACGACGCAGAGGAGGUAUGAGCUGUACGGCUCCGAGCUGGCGUCGCCUUCCUCGCCGGGGAUGCCUUCUCCGUCGCUUAUGACGCCGAGGAGCGUCACGAGCGUUUCCUUCCUGGACAGGUCGCCGGGUCCUCCGUCGGAUAGGUAG
Messenger RNA from Colletotrichum higginsianum IMI 349063, 1335 nucleotides. RefSeq lists its product as uncharacterized. The transcript is spliced from 2 exons. Lineage: Eukaryota; Fungi; Ascomycota; Sordariomycetes; Glomerellales; Glomerellaceae. The record is from RefSeq and is a predicted model, not a curated record. The coding region runs from base 1 to 1335 and encodes 444 amino acids.